Molecule: messenger RNA, 573 nt
Organism: Hirsutella rhossiliensis
Lineage: Eukaryota; Fungi; Ascomycota; Sordariomycetes; Hypocreales; Ophiocordycipitaceae
Exons: 3
Coding region: 1-573 (190 amino acids)
Source: RefSeq, a predicted model, not a curated record
AUGGCGCCGGCGGGGCACGAGCUAAGUGGCUCCCACUCGCGGUAUCGCAGGUCAGGCGGCAGCAUACAUGUGAAGGACGUCGACUCAAUCGGCGAGUAUCUAUCCGGCGGGCGCGAGCAGCUUCCGCCGAGAUCCUCCUGCCUCGUCGAUGACGUUCAACUACUCCGGCGGUCGCUGAGGACGCAAAGCCCGGCCUCGGGAGGCGACGGGGAUCCCGCUGGCGCACUCGGCGAGGAUGGGGUGGAGGGGCCACGCCCGGCGGACCACGACGCGACCUCGGCGUACCAGUCCGACAACGUCGGAAACGCAACGCGACUGAUCGACCUCGCCCGAAGCGCGUCCGGGCAAUCAGCGGCGGCGCUGGCCUCGACGGCCGAGCUCCGGGCCGCCAUCGUGACGGAAUGGGCGUUCACCGUGGUGACGCCGCUCAACAGGAACCGGUGGAACCUCAAUAUGGAGGCGAACCUGGCGUUCCGGGUCCAGGAUCGGUCGACGAUGCGCACCUUCAUCUCUGAGCACAGGUGGAAGGAGGGCCUGCCGAAGGAGGAAGAGGCCAUCAUGAUGCUCAACUAG